AGCACUUUGGUCCAUCGAUGGACCACUGCUUUUGACCGGUUUUUUCAGGUCUCUGGGUUCCUGCCAGUACUUUGCUUAUUUGCACAUAAGGACUUCGGUUAACCUACAAUCGGGUACAGAUCCUAAGGGAAACCCAAGGAAAAACCCUAAUUAGAAUCCCCCACACCCUAAAAUUCAGAUCUAUCCUCUGUCCUCUAUCUUCUCCCUUGAGGGACCGUGACCACCAUUGUGUCGCAGCUUGUAAAAUUUGUUCAUCCCCGUCUGUGACGAAACAGGUUGAAGGGAUGGAAGACUUAGAAAUUCCAAAUUGCUGUUCAGAUGAAGGUUCUUCAUCAAAUGGGGAAGGAAAAAAUGUUGCCGGAGAUCUAUCAUCUACCACACCUACCUUGUCUGAAUCAAUUGGUGAGGAAGAAGCGGGUUAUGCUUUCAAUAGUAUGGAUGAUGCUGCAAACAUUGUGUGGGAUAGUAUUAAUGAGACUAACUUCAAGAAGUACCAUUUUUUGAAUCGGCAAGUUGUAUUUGAGUUCUACAACUUGUAUGCUAGGAUAAAGGGAUUCUCAAUACGGAAGAGCAAGGUGGUGAGAAACAAGCAUGGGGAAAUUGUGAGGCAAGACUUAGUGUGUCACAAGGAAGGCUUUCGUGAAGAGAAAAAUCGAAUGAGGGCCAAUCGGAAGCGGGAAACAAAGGUAGAGACAAGGUGCGGGUGCUGUGCAAAAUUGAGGGUUCGUUUGGAUGUGGAAAGUGGUAGGUGGCAUGUGGUAUUAUUUGGAGAUGAUCACAACCAUGCAAUGUUAGAGGGGAAGCAAUCAUCAAUGUUACCAGCUCAUCGGCAGAUGAAAGAUGGUGAUAUAGUGGGAAUGAACAGCAUGCGAAAAGCUGGUAUUAGCACAACUGAGAUAUACAAUUUAUUUGCUGAUCAAUCCGGGGGUUUUGAUAAAAACAAUUUUCAAAAGGUAGAUAUGCUUAAUCAAAUGACGAAGCAGAAACAGAAGAAGCAGUGUGAUGCCAAAGCUGUUCUAGUGUACCUUAAGGGUCUUGCUUCUGGUGAUCCGGGGAUGUAUUGGUCACACCUUGUUGAUGAACAAGGCAAUUUAAAACAAUUGUUUUGGGCUGAUGGGAUUAGCAGAAUGGAUUUUCAGGUUUUUGGUGAAGUUUUGGCAUUUGAUGCAACGUACCGGAAGAAUAAGUACGGGUGUCCCAUUGUUGUGCUAGUUGGAGUUAACCAUCAUUGUCAGACUAUUGUAUUUGGCACGGCAGUUUUAACUAAUGAGAAGGAGGAAAGCUAUGUGUGGUUACUAGAACAAUUUUUGGCAGCAAUGAAAGGUAAAGUACCAAGUGCGGUAAUCACCGAUGGAGAUCCUGCGAUGCGGAAUGCUAUUAGUCGAAUACUACCCAAAGCUCAUCACCGUUUAUGUGCUUGGCACCUUUUACAAAAUGCGCAAAGAAAUAUUGGGGACCCAAAUUUUGUGAAAGGUUUUAAAAGGUGUAUGUUGGGAAACUAUACAGUUGCGCACUUCAAUAAAAAAUGGCUUGAAUUGGUUACUGAACACAACCUUGAAGACAAUGCAUGGGUGCAAAGCAUGUAUGAGAAGAGGCACAUGUGGGCCACUGGGAUGAUGCGAGGAAAGUUCUUUGCCGGGUUUAGAACUACCUCACGGUGUGAAGGUAUGCAUUCCCAAAUUGGUAGGAUUGUGCGUUCUGGAAGUAGCUUGCUUGAGUUUGUCCAGUAUUUUGAGCGUUUUGUGGAUUAUAUGAGAUGGAGAGAGGUUGAUGCGGACUACAAAUCAGUGGUAGGAGACGCUGUCCCGCAAACCAAUGUUAGAGCAUUGGAAAUUUGUGCUGCAAAUGUGUAUACAAGGUCUGUAUUCUUAAAAUUCCGUCCUUGGCUUAGUAGGGGCAGUGUAAUGAAAGUUGCUUCAAUAAAGGAGACAUCAUCGUGCAUCAUAUACUCUUGUACAAGUAUUGUAAGCCAACAAAGCUGUGGCAUGUGGCGCAUGAUGACCAUUUGUCCACCUUUAGAUGUUCUUGUCAGAGAAUGGAGACCUUUGGGGUACCUUGUGAUCAUAUCAUAGGUCUGUUGGUGCAUCUGGACAUUGAUGUCAUUCCAGAAAGCUUAAUAUUGCAAAGAUGGUGUAAAGCAUCAAAGGAAGGUAUGAAAGAUAACUCAGAGUCUGCCUUCAAAUUCUGGGAGUCAACAAUGUUGGCUAGGCUUGGUUCAUUGGUAAUGAGAAGCAGAGAAAUGUUUAACCUUGGGUGUGAAUCUAUGGAGGACUACCUGGAUACUGUUGACGUCAUGGCGAAGCAUGUUACAAAACUAAAAGAAAAGAAGGCUGCCGCUGUAUCCAAUGCUUGUGCUAAUAAUGUUGACACCGGCAAUAAGGAGUUUGAUAAUAUUAAAAAUCCUACUGCAGUUAGGAGCAAGGGAUGUGGCGGUUCACAAACUGGGAACAAGACAGGCAAAAGAAAGUGCAGUAUUUGUAAGAAUGAAGGUCACAACAAGAUAACAUGCCCCCAGAACAAAAGGGCAAAAGUUGCAGCAUGUGGUGAACCUUCUAAUGUGGGUCAUGAUGAUGAUGGAGCAGGUGAUUAGGCUGCAGGUUGGGGGAAUGGAUGUGUUUGAAUGAAGGAUGAUAGUAAAUGGCAUUUAGAUAUUAGAGUCACUUCUUUUAAUUAAGUUAUAUUUUCAGGCUACAUUUGUAAGGUAGGAUAACUAUUUGUAAUGUUGUUUCAUGUUUGAAUGAAGGUUGGACAACUAUUUGAUAACUGUGUGUGUAACUUAAUUAUGUUUGAGUGUCCAAUUUUAGUGGGAAUCCAGAUUCCUUCUUUUGUGAAGCUGUUUCAUGUGUGAAUGAUAACUGUGUGUGUAACUGAAGAGAGAAAGAUUUGAAUUGGCUUAAAUGUGUGAAACAGCUCUGUAGGGAAAAUUGAAGAGCUU
Molecule: messenger RNA, 2935 nt
Organism: Lotus japonicus
Lineage: Eukaryota; Viridiplantae; Streptophyta; Magnoliopsida; Fabales; Fabaceae
Product: protein FAR1-RELATED SEQUENCE 5-like
Exons: 4
Coding region: 285-2072 (595 amino acids)
Biological process (GO): regulation of DNA-templated transcription
Source: RefSeq, a predicted model, not a curated record